AUGGUUGCAAACGGACAUUUUGCGGGCGUCGGCGAUGUACUGGAUGCGAAGAACUAUGAGCAUGGGGUGCAGGUGAUAGAUGAGGAAAAGGAGUUCAAUCCAAAUCUAUCCAACUAUCUCUCCUACGAAAAUGUCACUCCGGCAGGAUUUAACUACCACCUCAUCUCCGUCUUUGGAUCUCAGUCAACUGGCAAAUCCACGUUGCUGAACAGCCUCUUCGGGACCCAUUUCAGUGUGAUGUCGGAGACGGAACGACGGCAGACAACAAAGGGAAUCUGGCUGUCCAAAAACAAACGACUCAAAUCCGACAAAGGGCAGGAUAAUCAGACCAAGAUGGCAGAUAAUAUCCUUGUUAUGGAUGUUGAGGGAACAGACGGCAGAGAGAGGGGAGAAGAUCAAGAUUUUGAACGGAAAAGCGCUCUGUUUGCCCUGGCCACCAGUGAGGUCCUUAUUGUCAAUAUCUGGGAACACCAAGUUGGCCUAUAUCAAGGGGCCAAUAUGGGAUUGUUAAAGACGGUGUUUGAGGUCAACCUAGAGCUAUUCUUGAAAGAUAAGAGAUCAAACCCUCGAUCUCUCCUCUUCUUCGUUAUUCGCGAUUUUCUAGGAACUACUCCGCUUCAGAACCUACAAAACACUUUACUACAAGAUCUUAACCGGAUAUGGAACUCUCUCUCGAAGCCUGCUGGUUUGGAGAAUUCCUCUAUCACCGACUACUUUGAUUUCGCAUUCGCUGGGCUUCCUCAUAAGAAUUUCCAACCUGAAAAAUUCGUUGAUGAGGUACGGAAACUUAGCACUCGAUUCUGCGAUGGCCAUCGCGACCCCAACAAAACCGAUGCGAAAGGAACUGGUUCGAUAGAAGGAGGCAUAUUCCUUCCUGAAUACCAUCGAAGAAUCCCUGCGGAUGGUUUUGCUGUGUAUGCAGAAGGUAUUUGGGAUCAGAUUGUGAACAACAAGGAUCUGGAUCUGCCUACUCAACAAGAGCUCCUUGCUCAGUUCCGCUGUGACGAGAUUUCGCGUGAAGUCUUAGUUGCGUUUGAUGAGGCCAUAAGCCCAUUCGAAGCGAAGCAAGCUGAAGCCGUUCAGGCGGGUAACCCUCAGGUUCUUGGUGGGUUGGGUUCAGCUAUGUGUAAUGCGCGUAUGAAGAGCGUGAAAAAUUUUGACACGGAGGCCAGUCGGUACCACAAGCGUGUCUAUCAAAUGAAAAAGUCGGAGCUCCAAGACAAGAUUGACUCUCGGUUGAAAGCGCUUUUCCUCGGUCAGCUUAGUGCAGCGCAUAGGUCCGGCAUACAAGAAUUCACCGAGUCAGUCACUGCUGCAGUCAAAGCCGGCCAGAAGAGAGGUGCCAGCUACGAUUUUGCCGAAAUAGUGACGAAGGAGAGGAAACUAGCGAUUGAAAAAUUUGAAAAGGAAGCUCGAGCUGCGGUUGUUGAGGACACGCAGUGGAGCAAUUACCAACAAGAGUUAUCGUUAUACCAAAAAGACCUAGAAAACAUCGGUGGACAGCUCCGGAGAGAUGAAAUGCGACGGUUGGCAACAAGAGUUGGGCGAUGGGUGAGGUCACGACUAGGGGAAUCCAUUGAUCUAGAGUUUAACGCUAUUGGGUCAGGGAGGGGUGGCUCUGGUGCACCGGAAUUUGGUGACAAACCUUCCGAGAAAAGCCUUUGGGAUCGAGUGUGGACUCUCUUUGUAGACACCGUUCUUGAUGCUGAAAGGAGAUUCACGGAGCGAGCCAGCAGCUUCGACGCCAGCAUAGACGAAGUAGAUGUCGGCCUGUGGAGAUUAAGAAGGAAAUCUUGGGGAGUUCUACGUGCCAAAAUUGAUGAAGAGAUGAUGGAAGGCAAUAUACUCUUAAAACUGCGCGAGAACUUCGAGGAUAAGUUUCGAUACGAUGACGCUGGCGUUCCUAGAAUCUGGCGCCCUAAUGAUGACAUUGAAAGUAUUUAUACGCGAGCAAGAGAAUCAACACUCACUCUUAUUCCUCUCCUCUCCCGCUUCCGUCUUGCAGAGACAAAUGCACCUCCCCCACUAGACAAGUGGAUUGGGCACACGCCCAGCUCCGCGACACCAGCCGAUGAAGAGGAUCUCACACCAAUUGGUGGGGUUGAUGAAGAUGAGGGCAAAAGUCUAGAGGAAGAAAUGACUAUGAUCGGCGAAGCCAAAAAACAGGACUUAACAGUCCGUUUCAAGAAAACUGCGGAUGGCGUUUAUGUUGAAGCGAAGAGAAGUGCAAUUGGAGGCAUAACUCAGGUGCCACUAUACUUUUAUGGCUUGCUCCUUGCCCUUGGCUGGAAUGAAAUCGUAGCUGUGCUCCGCAACCCUGCAUACUUUCUUCUCCUCUUCGUGUGCGCCGUUACCGCAUACGUUACCUAUCAGUUAAACCUCUGGGGCCCUAUUAUCAAAAUGACAGAGGCUGCAUCUCAGCAGGCUUUGAUGGAGGGGAAAACACGUCUCCGCGAAUUUCUGGAGGCAUCGGACACUGGACUCCAGGCAAUGGCUAUGUCUAAGGGUAGAAAUGCGGAAGAAUAUGAUAUGUCGAACAUGAAGAAUCGGAAGUCUGCUGGAGGGUUCCAGAAUAAUAGAUCCCAUAUCGAUGAUGCAGACGACGACGAUGAUUUUUAA
Molecule: messenger RNA, 2619 nt
Organism: Paracoccidioides brasiliensis Pb18
Product: protein SEY1
Exons: 4
Coding region: 1-2619 (872 amino acids)
Biological process (GO): endoplasmic reticulum membrane fusion
Cellular component (GO): endoplasmic reticulum
Molecular function (GO): GTPase activity; GTP binding
Source: RefSeq, a predicted model, not a curated record